This is a messenger RNA of Arachis ipaensis, 1109 nucleotides long. Lineage: Eukaryota; Viridiplantae; Streptophyta; Magnoliopsida; Fabales; Fabaceae. The record is from RefSeq and is a predicted model, not a curated record.
GUUACCGGCAAGUCGGACCGGACCGGAACCCGGCCGGUUCACAGAAAACGACCUCGUUUCCUUCCUUGAAAGGGAAAAAGUUGCGCGUUAUACCCCAUUCCCCCCUUCUCCAACUCCUUCCUUCAUCAAACCCUAGCCUCCACCAAAGAAAGCAAACCCUAGCCUCCACCAAUAGUUGUCGCCGUCUGUCGGAGUGAGAGACUGCUGCCGCCGUCCAUCGCACUCAAGAACUUCCGUCUUCGUGCUCUCGGGCCUCUCGCCGGAUCCUCCACGUCGGGUGCUCGCAUCUCGCCGUUCUCCUCUCUCCGCCAGUGAGUGCUCGAGCUGUGCGUGUUGGUUGCUGCUCGUCGUCCGUGGUUGUCUCUGCUCGAUUCUGCCUCCCAGCCUCACUCGAGUCUCGUCUCAGUCACUGGCAUCUCGUGGUUCGUCUGUCUCGUCGCCGGCGGUAGAAGCAACUCGUGGGGUGGUCGUCGACUCGCCGUCGAUCGUUGGGAAUCAAUGGCGUGGAGAGGAAAUCUUUCAAAGAACAUAAGGGAGCUUCGGUUUUUGAUGUGCCAGUCAUCACCUGCAAGCUCAUCUGCAAGGACAUUUGUGGAAAAGAAUUAUAAGGAACUGAAGACAUUGAACCCAAAAUUGCCAAUACUGAUUCGCGAAUGCAGUGGAGCUGAACCCCAGUUAUGGGCAAGAUUUGACUUUGGUGUUGAGAAAGGCAUCAAAUUGGAAGGCUUGUCUGAGGCACAGAUCUCCAAGGCACUUGAAGAUCUGGUGAAAGCCGGAGAGAUUUUGAAAGCUUGAUAUUGCUGCUUCUGAACUGUUUGGAAUGGAAUAAUGCUCUCAUGCUAUACUUCUAAUUACAUUUGCUUAUGGUUUAUAAUAAACCAGAGUUUUACCAUUAUUUCUAAUUGUAAUUUAUCCGGUUUCAUUCGGUCUCUAUGUGCAUCUUCUAGUCACUUCAAGUAUGCCGAGGGAUUCAUUCAGAACUCAGAUUUAUUCUAUUCACUUUGACUUUGGUUCUUAUCAAUAGUCUUUCUUGGUGAAAGAUUGCAUUGCCAGAGAUGUUUUGUAUUUACUGUAACAAGUGCAGAAACCGAUUUUUGUAUUGUUUUCCC